Molecule: messenger RNA, 1029 nt
Organism: Neoarthrinium moseri
Lineage: Eukaryota; Fungi; Ascomycota; Sordariomycetes; Amphisphaeriales; Apiosporaceae
Exons: 3
Coding region: 1-1029 (342 amino acids)
Source: RefSeq, a predicted model, not a curated record
AUGUCCACCCUAGAGAAGUCCGCCGAGGGUGGCUUUUCCCGAGCAGCGCGGAAGAUCUAUAAUCCCAUAGGCUUCUCGAAAGGAUACAACUUUGUGCUGUGGUUCAUAUUCUCGGGUGCAUUGAUGGGCUUCACCCUCGCCCGACUGCCCUUCCUAAACUUCUACGGCUUCUUUUGCGGCCCGGCGGCUCGGGUUCCUAUCGAUCUGCACACACCCCCGGGCGAGUGCUUCUACUAUCUGCAGGGUCACACAAAGGUUGGCAUCCUCCUGCACCUCGCUACUAUCCUGCCCGCCUCUUUCCUGGUGUGUUUCCAGUUUGUGCCCAUUAUCCGACAUCGACUGCGGAUCUUUCACCGUAUCAAUGGAUACCUCGUCAUUUUGUUAUCCUUGGUAUCUACGGCAGGUGCAUUCAUGCUUGUCCGCCAUGCCUUCGAUGGGGAGCCCGAAACCCAGAUCUUUUUGACGCUUCUGGGCAUCAUGUUUCUCAUUGCCACGGCUAUGGCGUACAUAAAUAUCAAGCGGCUUCAAAUCGAGCAGCAUAGAGCUUGGAUGUUGAGAGCUUGGUUCUACGCUGCUUCCAUCAUUACUCUUCGAAUCAUCACAAAGAUAGCCGCACCAAUCAUCAGCCAACAAGGGGGGUAUUACACGACCCGUAUGUGCAGCCAGAUUGCGAGCAUCUACUCAGGAAGCCAGAAUAUCACUCUUGCAUUGUACCCGAACUGCGCCCCAUACUUUGCUGGCGGUCCCCCUGAUCUGAGGGUGAUGGUGCGAGCAGACCUCGGCGGCAACGUGGCAGAGAAAGCUGCCGCGGCAGGCAUCUUCUUCGGUUCUGCCGGAUGGCUGGCACUGACCAUACACGCUAUUGGCAUCGAGAUCUAUCUUCAGAUGACACCCGCCGAACACGAACGACUUCGAAACGUCUCGUAUCAGCGACAGGUAGAAGCGGGCAUGAGAAACCCUGGGCGAGCUGGGCUUACGGUAGACCGACUGGGCGAUAGUGCAAAGUGGGUGCCAAACACCGACUCAUGA